Messenger RNA from Choloepus didactylus (southern two-toed sloth), 8044 nucleotides. RefSeq names its product centrosomal protein 164 (gene CEP164). The record is from RefSeq and is a predicted model, not a curated record. The transcript is spliced from 30 exons. NCBI's taxonomy places the organism in Eukaryota, Metazoa, Chordata, Mammalia, Pilosa, Megalonychidae. Gene Ontology annotation, molecular function: protein binding. The coding region runs from base 851 to 6634 and encodes 1927 amino acids.
AACCUAUAGCUGGGUUGAGAGGUUGAGAAAGAUAAUAACAUCGUACAUUCUUUUUCCUUUCAGUUUCUAGAAGUUAUGACUCUGUCUAAAGAAUUCCCUCCCUCCCCUCCCCUGCCCCCGCCUUGGGAGGCACAUGUCAUAUAACAGGAUUAGAGAGAGAGAGCUCUGCUAAAGGUGGUGUUUUGCAGCAGUCCAAGAAAUGAUGCCAUCUGACCCCCUGGUGCCUCGGGGGUGGGGAGCAGUUGGGCAGGGGCAGUGAGCCCAGACGUGCUGAGUGUUGUUCCUCUUUUUUUAGAGUCAGGGCUCCCUAGUGUGGAUUCAUUAUUUGUCUUAAAGGGGUGCAAAUCCCUACAUGUCAGAUGUAGCGAUAAUUCAUUUGUCAGAACACCGGUGGCUUCAAGAUCCUGUGUAGAUUGUCUCUGUUGCCAGUGUCCUUGGUUAGUGUUGAGUGAUUGACAUUUGAUUGCAGUGUGAUCACCUUGGUUUCAAGUGGCUUUUAUCCCCCGGGUUCGGAGUGCUUUCCCAUUAUAGUUAUGUUUGUCCCUCCAAUAUGUCUGAAUUUCGGAGGCAGAGUUAUUGCUCUCAUUUUAUAGCUGGAGAAGCUAAGGCUUGGGCCCAGGCUGAAAUGAGGCCCAGGCUCUGAACCCCAGAAUGCUGCGGCACCAGUGGGAGACUCCAGCCAACUUCACUUCACCUGGGUAUGAAACAGGCUUGCCACUUUGAGAAGAGGGAGGAAUGCAGGAACUUAGAGCAGCUGGGUAGCGAGCACAGGGUCUGGUGCUUGUUUCUUAGUGAAGGUUUCCUCCAUCUUCCUUCCCAAGUUGUCUGUUCUGGCUUUCGAUAAUUGCUGAUGAAUUUAUCCUUUUUAUCAUAUCCAAGCUCUACAGCUACUCCUCCUUCCCCUGCCCCCAUGUCAGUCAUGGCUCUGAGAAACAAGAUAACAAACCCAUUCCUCUGUCUGGAGGAAGGAGGACAGGAAACACAGCCUGAGCAGGGACUUCUGCCUUCUUCCUUUCUCCGUGGCCCGUCCCCUCUCCCAGCACCUGGGCUUACUGGUCUGGACCUAGACCAAGAGAUGCAGGCUAGAAGUGAGGGCUCCUUUAAGAAAGGGAAGAGCUCAUGCAUUCUGGGUGACACCCCCUGGCCUCUCAUGGGCACCCUGCCCAGCAAGCUGCAGCCGCUGUCCAAAGACCAAGCUUCCCGAUCCCAUCAGAUCUUUGCUGACGUGGAGAAAAUCUUAGGCAGGGCCCCAGCCCAAUGCAGGACAGAAUUAGGUGAUCAGCAGGGUCUGGAGAAACACCAGAAGAUGACAGAAAAAAUCCACCUGCGGUUUUCAGACCCUGAAAUAGAAGAGCUGGGAAUGAGGACCAGACAGCAGAAGCCAGGCACUCUGGGUCCUAAGAACACCGGGCCUCUCCAGGAUGGGCAGGAUGUAUUAGGAAGCAGGAGCCAGGCCUCUGUCCACGCAAAGCUCCCUGAAACCAUCAAGGGCCCGCAGCUGAAAGGGGAGCAACAGAGUCACAACAUAGCCAAGCUGAGCUCCACGGGUCCUGGUGGGGACAAGGGCCAGAGCCCUGUCUCCUCUCCAUCCCCUGGGGAGGAGCCCACCUCAUCCUCUUGUUCUUCUGACCACAUGCCGCCUACCAGGAAGAGCCAGUUGUUCUUGUUAGAUAGAAGCCCAGUUGAAGACCUGAGCUGGCGGGGAGUUCCUGGGGAAGGUGGAAGUAUGGGCAAGGGGAUAUCGAGGCGAGAGCCCCCAGGACCGUGGAUGGGGCAGGUCUCCAAGCUUGCUAGCAAGAACACCACAGGGAGCAGCAGAGAAAGAGAGUCCAGUGACCCUGAGGCUCGUGGAGCUUCAGCUGAAGAUACACCCCAGGGACUUGGCCUGGAACCACCUGACACCCUGGCAUCAGAACCAGCUCAGAAUGCCCCUGCAGGCAGUACCCCUGGGGUCUCUCCUCCCAGUGAGAAGAGACAACCCCCAGGGUCUCCAGAGCCCCCUGAUGAAGACAGGAAGCCUCGUGUGUCUGGGCCUGACUUGGAGAGCAGCAGCAGCAGCAGCAGCCUGGCCUCACGCCUUGGCUCUCAGGUUCUGGGUGAGGUGACCAACUUCCCUUGGGACCUGCAGAGCUCACAGAGAUCUGAGCUGGGAGUGGGUCACACGGAUCCUGGACCCAGAGCUCAGCAAUCCACCCCCUUCCUAGCACCCCACUUGUCCCACAUCCAGAGCUCAGCCGAUGAGCAGUCAGAGAGUGAAGACUACUCUGAGGAUCAGAGGUUCUACCAGCACAUCCUGCAGAUGGUCAAGAUCUCCAGGCGGCUGGAGGGCCUGGGGCUGCCCGAUAGCAUGCAGGAAAUGCAGUGCAAAGAUAUCGCCAGCAUGGUCUGUUGCAUGGCGGCUGAGUCUUCCAGGAUGUCUAGUGAGGGUGAGCACGAGGCCAUCAGAGCCAUGGAGAGAGACUCGAGGUUUCUGACUUGGGGUUCAGAGCUGCUGCAGCAUCCUCAGGAGGGGGCCCUUGGCCCAGCUGGGCAGGAGACCACCUCUCGGCAAGCCAAUCUCCAGCCAAACAGCAACUCCUUCAGGCAGGGGCCAGUUGAGCUGAGCUUCAACAGAGAGCUUACUGCAAAGCCAGGCAAGAUACAGCUUCUCAACCAGGCCCUGGGUUCCCCGUUAGCCCCAGUCCACGUUCCUCUUGGGGGUCUGGGCCCACUGCGAGGCCUCGUGGAUGCCCCGCCUUCUGCUCUCCGUGGAUCGCAAAGCGUGAGCCUGGGCAGCUCAGUGGAGUCCAAUCAGCUUGGAGAACUCACGCUGCCUUCACAGGGUCCCAAGACUUGUGCUUAUACAAAGGGUCUCUUGGGCUCCAUCCAUGAGGACAAGAAUGCUUUCAGCCUCUUGGCUUUAGGGGAGGAAACUAACGAGGAAGAUGAGGAGGAGAGUGACAACCAGAGUCUCCGCAGUUCAAGUGAGCUUCUUAAGAACUUGCACCUGGACAUUGGGGCACUGGGGGGUGACUUUGAGUAUGAGGAGUCUCCAAGAUCAAGCCAGCCGGAGGAGAAGAAGGAUGAUUCUCUUGCCUCAGAUGCUGCUGGCCCCCCCACUCCUGACAAGCUCCUCAGCCAGGGUGCAGACGACACCUUGAGUGGUGCCAAUGGCAAAGGGCAGCAGGGAAGAGCAGCGAAUUCUCGGCUCCCAGAAACAGAAGAGGCUGAGAAGAGUGAUCCCGGGGCCUCCAGGAGUCGGGUGACCCCUGGGGUAGGCCCAGGGGAUGAUCAGCCUGCCAAAGCCUCUUCAAAGGAGGCUCCAGAAGACCUCAUGGAUGCAGGAGAGGAGGGCUCCAGGGAGGAAGAGGCAGUGACGGAGCCCAAGAGGCAGGCUUCUGCCCCAAAAGGCAGCGGAUCAGACGCCAGUGAAGAGUCCAAGAUCAGUGACCAUGUGAAGGAACUACAGUUCUCAGACUCUGCUGCUUCUGAUCCCAAGUCCUUCCUCGGCCUGGACUUUGGUUUUCACAGUCGAAUCUCAGAGCACCUGCUAGAUACUGAUGUGCUUUCUCCGGUCCUGGAUAGAGCCUGCAAGGGGGUCCAGAGGUGGGGAAGAGAGGACAAGGAGGACAGCGAGUCCAGCCAAGAUGAGCUGCAGAGCAAGCAGUCCAAGGGCUCAGAGAGGGAGAGACGUGACUCUGCUGCUCUGGCUGGUCUGACCAGGUUAUCUCCUUCACUUCUGCACGGGCGGCAGCUCCAGAGUCCCCUUCCCAGCCAGGCCACUGAGAACAGGCCUGCACAGGCCCCUGCUGGGCAGCCUGCGUGGAAGGAGGCUGAAGAGCCUGGGGAGGACUCUGUAGCCAGGCCCACCCCGCCAGCUUCCCUCCAGAGGGAGCAGGUCCCAAGGCCACUUGCCACCCCUGAGAGGGCCAAGGAGCUGGGUCCUGGGCAGGAAGAGGCUGAGGAGCCCAAGGAGAAGGUGGCAGUCAGCCCCACCCCGCUGGUCUCUGCAGAGGCGCAAUCCCCAGAGCCUGUGAGCCCCCCAGAUCAACUCACAGAGGCUGCUCUAAAGACUGUGGAAGAGGCAGUGGCUCGGGAACUUGAGCAGGACAAGAGGCGGCUGCUGGAAUCAAAGCGAGAGAAGAUGCAGCAACUGCGGGAGAAACUGUGGCAAGAGGAGGAGGAAGAAAUCCUCCAGCUUCACCAGCAGAAGGAGAAGUCUCUCAGUUCCCUGAAGGAGCAGCUGCAGAGAGCCACUGAGGAAGAGGAGGCCCGGAUGAGAGAAGAGGAAAGCCAGAGGCUGUCCUGGCUCCGAGCCCAGGUCCGGUCCAGCACAGAAGCAGAUGAGGGCCACAUCAGGGCCGAGCAAGAGGCUUCCCUGGAGAGGCUGAGAGAAAAGCUGGAGUCUCUACAGAAGGCCGAGAGGGCCAGCUUGGAGCAGAAAAGCAGGCAAACACUAGAGCGGCUCAAGGAGGAGAUGGAGGCUUCAGAGAAGAGAGAGCAGGCUGCCCUGAAUGCUGAGAAGGAGAAGGCUUUGCAGCGACUGCGGGAGCAACUGGAAGGGGAGAGGAAAGAAGCCCUUGUUACUCCCCAGGCAGUGGCGGCACUGGAGAGGGAGCACAGUGAUGAGCUGGAGCGGCUCUGUUCCUCGUUGAAGGCCAAGCACAGAGAGGCAGUCUCCAGCCUCCAGAAGAAGACAGAGGAAGCGCAGCAGAAAGAAAAGGCCCAGCUGCAGGAAAGUCUUGUGCAGAUGGAACAGAGAGCUCAUCAGAAAGCUCACCAAGUGAUUGAGUACGAGCAAGAGCUCAGUGGCCUCUUGAGAGAGAAGCGCCAGGAGGUGGAAAGAGAUCAUGAGAGGAAGAUGGAGAAGAUGAAGGAGGAGCACUGGCAAGUGCUGGCAGAGGCCAGAGAGCAAUAUGAAACCAAGGAGAGGAAGCAGCGGGCUGAGCUCCUGGGGCACCUGACCGGAGAACUGGAGCGCCUGCGAAAGGCCCAUGAGCGAGAACUGGAGACCGUGAGGCAGGAGCAGGACAAGCAGCUUGAGGACUUGCGGCGCCGGCACCGGGAACAGGAAAGGAAACUCCAAGAGUUAGAGGUAGAACUUGAAACCAGAAGUAAAGAUGUCAAGGCUAGGUUGGCUGAGCUGGAUGUCCAGGAGGAGGCUGCCCGGAAGGAGAAGCAGCAGCUGCUUGAAGUGAAGAGGCAGGUUGCUCUGGAGAGUGAGGAAGCCACAGCCACCCAUCAGCACCUGGAGGAGGCAAAGAAGGAGCACUCCCACCUGCUAGAGUCAAACCGGCAGAUCCGGAGAACUCUCGAGGAGCUUCGGGCCCGCAAGUUGGAGUUGGAGUCCCAGGUGGAGCUGCUGCAGGCACAGAGCCAGAGGCUGCAGAAGCGCAUCAGCAGCCUGGAGGCUGAGGCCCAGAGGAAGCAGGACAUGCUGAACGAGUUGGCAGUCGAGGAGAGUAACACCUCCCCGCAUUUUGAGCUGGAUCUCCACGUGGAGGACCUUAGGAAAUCCACUGGAACUAGUCAGACCAAAGGGGUAUCCUCUUCUGUCUCCCAGAGUAAGGAGGAAGCUGGCUUGCUUCUCGACAGUGUCCGGCACUACCUGUCUGCUGAGGGACCAGCCCUCCGUAGUGCCAAGGAGUUCCUGGUACAGCAGACACGCUCCAUGCGGAGGCGGCAGACAGCUCUGAAAGCCGCCCAGCAGCACUGGCGCGAGGAGCUGGCCAAUGCCCCGGACAGAGCCCAAGAUGCACCAGGCACCGAGUCUCUGGAUGCUGUGCGCAGGAACCUGGAGGAGGAGUCCAGGCACCUGGAUGAGAUGAGGUCUGCUAUGUGCAAAGGCCAGGACCUGCUGAAGCAGAAAGAGGAGAAGCUGAGCCAGCUGGAGUCUUCUGUCCGGGAAGAGGCCUCUGAUGAGGACAGUCUGAGAGGAGCCUCUACCAAGAAGGUGGUGACCUUUGACCUCAGUGACAUGGAAGACACGAGCAGUGAAAGUUCUAAAUCUGCCCCCCUGCCUCAGAUGAACCCGACCCCAUGCCCCACCUUCCCCAACGAGAUCCAGUACCUGAGCAGCUCCUUACAGCGGAUCAGCAGCGAGCUGAACGGGGUCCUCAGUGUGCUGGGCAGCCUCAACACCCAGCCCCCACCCCCGCUCUUCACUUCGAUGCCAGCACCGAUCUCGUCCCUGUCCUCCAGGAGCACCUGUGUUCCCACCUACCCCUCCCUGGCCAGGGCUUCAGCCCCGCGCCCCGUGACCCCCAUGUCCACCCAUUGGGCCUGGGACCCAGGGCUGGGCCCCCGGCUUUCCUCCUCUGUGGCUCAAACAGUGGACGACUUCCUGGUGGAGAAGUUGCGCAAGUAUUUUCCAAGCGGAGUCCCAUUCCUCAGGAGCAGCCCUGCCCCCCUGGAGAACAGGCUGGGCUACGUGUCCGCCAGUGAGCAGCUCCGCCACCUGCAGCGCCCCCAUUCCCAAGUCCAGGAGGCAGGCAACACCAACUUACAGGGUAUGAUCGAGGCUAACCGAAAGUGGCUAGAUCAUUUCAAGAAUGACCCCAAAUUACAUCUCUUCUCAGUACCCAAGCCAACAGCCACCUCCAGCCUCCUGCAGCUGGGCCUGGAUGAGAACAGACUGAAGGUGUACCACUGCUGAGGUCCUGAGCGGUGGGUUCAGGACAGCCUGGCCUCUCCUCCACCCAGACCAGUGCCCGAGGAGCUCCUGCACUUUACUCCCUCUGAGAAACCAACCUCCUGUUCCCUCUUUGCUGCUUGCCCCACUCAGGGCUUGGCGGAACCAUAGAAGGCCAGAGGGGUGGAAAGGAUGGUACGACUGGAAACAGCAAGCCCUACCCACCCUCUGUGAUCAUAUAUCUCCAGCUGAGAAGCUUUGGACUAUGAGCCAGCAGCUCCUCCGUCGACAAGGCAACAUCAACGAUGUGGGGCAGCUGAGGGGCAGCUGGCAUGGGCAUUGGGGACUGGACACCUUUAGGAGGAUGGCAUUAGAGGAGCAGUCUGUGAAGGCCAGGGGGCUCAUCUUGGAGUUGGGUCAGUCCCUUGGACCUGCAGAUACUGCUCUGGGCUCCUGCGAAGGUGGCGUGCAUGGUCUUUGGUUUGCUAGGACAAAGCCCUCUAGCAUAUCUGUACCCUGGGACCAGCCUCUUUUGGGUGCAUACCCGUCUCUCCAAUACCUCAAGCUAACAGAGAUCAGGCCUUUUCUCUUUUCCUGACCGUCUCAGGCUGGGACACAACUGCCCAGCUUCCUGCCUGGGGUUGCUGGAGGCUGGGCCCCAGGAAGCUUUGCCACGUGUCUUCCCACUGCUGGGCCUGUGCUCUCCUCAGGACACCCCCUGCUUCCCUGGGACUCCUCCCGAAAGCCAUCCCAGCUCGAUGCUCAGGUCUGAAGCACACAACUUCUCCAGGAAGCCACAAAGCCAUAGGGAAAGAAUGGAGUGACUCCUAAUUCUCAUCUCAUUUUCUCUCUUCGUAGCAUACCUUGUUUUCAUCUUUCUUUUCCAGCUGACACCCAGCACCUGGGUUGGAUAAAAACUGUUCCACCUCAGCCUUCCACCUGUACGGUGGAAGACCCUUGAUCCCUCUGCCACCUCUUUUCGGAACGUGGCAACUUGGUCUGGAGGAGGUGAGGGCCGGGCUGGGCCCUGGUAUUGGCAGUGAGGGGUCUCACCGGUUGGCAGAGCUCCCUGCAGCCUUACUGUCCUCAGAUCCUCAAGGGCUUGCAGGGGAUGUUCUCUGACAUCUGCCCCUUCACUUACAUGACACUUACAUGUCUUUCAAGCCACGGGGUUGCCCUUGCCUCUCCAAUGCAUAGAAACCAACUUUUAACACCCUCCCACUCAUUUCUUUGCCAUGGAAUAAGAAACUAAGAUCCAAAUGGAUUUUUUUUUAACCCCUCAGAUACAUUUCAAGUUCAGCCUACCACACAGAAAAAGUCCAUUUUAUUUGACCCAUUCUGUGUGCUUUGGGAAUAGCUCACAUGUUAUGACCCACUCUGAUGACAAUCCUGUGUUUUCUACAGCAUUAAAUCUCUGCAGGCCCGUUUCUACAA